Coprinopsis cinerea okayama7#130 is the source of this 2610-nucleotide messenger RNA. RefSeq lists its product as hypothetical. Lineage: Eukaryota; Fungi; Basidiomycota; Agaricomycetes; Agaricales; Psathyrellaceae. The transcript is spliced from 3 exons. The record is from RefSeq and is a predicted model, not a curated record. The coding region runs from base 1 to 2610 and encodes 869 amino acids.
AUGGCAACUAUCACCCCCUCCGUAUCUGCGUUCACCAACGAAGAAUUGCGUGAAAUCUUCAGACCCGCCCUUCAACGACUUCGUACCCUGCUGAAUAAUUACCAGCAUUGGCCUCAGGAUGAAGACUGGCCGCAGAAGGUUCGACGGGCAGUUAUGGGUCUUGUGAAAAUAUGUAAUACGAUCCCGUCGACGUGUCCCCUCUAUGCCGGUCACCCCAUCAAAGCCCUCUUUGACCAGAUUCGUGCCAGUCCUGAACUGCGCCAGCCCGGAACCCCGAUCGACCCGUCCUUCUUGAAAGACGUCAAACCCGACCCACCCACGUUUCUCGAUCCGUUUGACAAGGACCACCCCCGCGCGUAUAUCGACCAAACCCUUGACUUUAUCACAAGAUGGCGGAUGCCUCCGCGUUCUUCGGUUCCACCCGCCCACCAAUCGGCCCUGCCCGUGGCAUCGUCAAGUGGAAAGGACAACGAGAGAGGUAUCUCCACAGGGAAAGGAAAGGAAAGAGAGAACGAGGGUGGUGGUACUGUCGACUACGACAGAAACAGCGGGGAGGGAGAACAGGAGGAGGAGGAGGAGGAGGAGGAGGAGGAGGAAGAUGAGGAGGAGGAGGUCUUAGAAGAUGGCAAUGGAUGUGGGGAGCAUCAGGGCAACCAGGGAGUCGCGGCUAUUAGACGGUCCCCGCGCAAACGAGCCACAACUUCCGUUACUCCUGGUGGAGGCUCUUCCUCAGGCACUGGGUCCGCAUUCGUUCUCUGCGACCGCUGUUUGAAAGCCAAGGCUCUCGCCCAACAUUCGAAAGCGCUAGGCAAAAAAUUCGAGAAAGGCAAUCUGGACCCGCCCUGUACACCUCCCGGCAGUGGAAGCUGUCCUCGUUGUGCUAAUGGCAAGAAGAAAUGCGAAAGGUUUCUCAACGGUGACGCCGUCAAAGCCCUCGCCCUGGCUUUGAAGCGCGGUCGCCAGCGUAAGAGCGCCGUAGCCCCCGACGACCCCUCCGUCCACCUCCCGAAAAGCAACCAAGAAGCCUCGACGGCCAAGAAGUCCACCAAGCGCAAGAGCGCCGCUUACAUCGAAGACUCCGACGUCGACAGCAGUGCCCCCACCGCCGCCGAUUCAGAGAACACUCCCGCCGCAAAGAAACCGCGCAUGGACAAUGCAAAGUCCGCGCCCGCCUCCGAGGUCGACCGUUCAAAAGCGGGGGUGAAGGCCAAGCAGUCGACGAAACGAACAGGCAAGGGGUCUAAGCCCACCACACCUGUGGAUCCUGUGGAGGUCACGGCAAUGCCGUCUGGCCCGUCGAAUAUAGACGUUGUCUACGCCGGUACCAAACAACUGGGCCCCUUGUAUCACCCACGAAGCGCCCAACCCAUGGUUUUCAGCAACCCACCGUCGAUGACACCCCCCGCCGACUCCACAGUAGUGCCCGCCUAUCAGACAGAGUUACCCACCGGCAAUCUCGUGGCCGACCUAGUGAGCUGUACUUCGAAGCAAGACGCCCUCGAAGGUCGAAUGAACCAGGCGGACUCGAGCAUUCGCGGUCUGACUGCUGCUGUGAAUCGGUUGGAAGACACGGCUCGUAUUCCCACCGUUCGUCGCGGUGAACUCGAUGAGCUCCGCCGGAAGAUCACCUUCCUGGAGAAGGACUUCAACGAACGCGAGGCCAGACUUGAGAAAACGACUGACAGCACGCUGGCGUUGGUUCGCAACUGGGAGGAGCGGAUGAAGACGUAUGAGGCGCGCAUGGAAGGCAUUGAGGAGAGGAUGAACGAACUCACCAACAAGGUGGAUGGUGUGGCCAACAAUUCCGACCUUCAGGCCAAAGUGGAGGCCAUGAAUCGGACUUCCAACAAUGCAUUACGCCAGGCAGAAGAGCUCCAGCAAGAAGCCAAGAGGGACCUCAAAGGUCUUUACGUUGUGGAGGGCAGAGUUAGGGAGCUCAUGGGUAGGGUGGCGGAUGCGGAACGUGAGUUGCAAGCACUGGACCAGUGGUGCCAUGGGUUACAGGGGGACAGUGACGAGAUUUGGGAUCACCUCACUACAUCGGUCAACCAGAGCACGCUCGAGGCGGUACUCGACAGGGUCGGAGGGCUUCACGGCCGCGCAUUGGUGGAAAGAGGGACGAGUCCAACUACAGGAAGUUCAGCCGCAGAGUCUCGGCCGGUAGUGAGUCGAGGCACGAGUCCCCUUCCCGCCCCCGCUGCACCAAAUUUCACCCACCGCGCGACUAGUCCCAUCCCUGACCGCCAGCCUCACCUGACCCGCCUCAAUAUAGUUGCCGCCUCUGUUCCACUCCGCCCUUUAACGGGUACCGCCUCGAUUCAUCACACCGCCGCGAUAAUGACCGCCCCGCCUUCCGCCUCAGUUGUCGGUUCCGCUCCAUCAAAGUCUCCGCCUGUUCCGCCGCCAUUUCUCCCCGCCGCUAGUGGCGAGUCGGGGGAAACCUCGCCGGAUACUGAUGACGUGGUUCCCGACUCACCGUUGUCCCCCCCUCCAGAUGACCUAGAGGAUAUGCAGGCGGGUACUCGACGGAAGGCCACCCAGGUUCAGGCUAAGUCUUCAGGUGCGGCAGCCACUGGAGCCCGGCGGUCCAAGCGACAAAAAAAGAGCUAG